Molecule: messenger RNA, 1788 nt
Organism: Sphaeroforma arctica JP610
Lineage: Eukaryota; Ichthyosporea; Ichthyophonida
Exons: 3
Coding region: 1-1788 (595 amino acids)
Source: RefSeq, a predicted model, not a curated record
AUGGAUCGGUCGCGCAUGUUUAUCGAGGAGUUCAAGAAAUCAAAGGCCGACUGGUUGAUGUUGAAGGGAUUACGAUACGACGGACGAGGUCAAGCAAAGAUGGUGGAGAAGAAGGGUGUAGACCAAGUUGCCAUCGCGCCGCCAAGAAUGUGGAUCAUCUCCAAUUACACGUUUGAUCAGAUGGCGUCUCUUUCGUGCGUGGAUGCACUGUGGAAUCCAAUUAAAAAGCGUUCGGUCGCGAUGAUGUUCAGGCUGCGCGAGGAUGACGAGGCAAUGGUCCCUUCGCUUGCACAUGAUGUCAUAAAUAAUGGCCAUAUAGUGGUAACUCACGUUCUACAGAUCUUGGCAUCAGGUGACAGUAUGAAUGUUGUGCGAGACCUCCGCACAUAUGGACACUUUAACAUGAGAUUCGACUCUCGGUGCACCAAGGAGGAGUACGUUCAGCGUGUUGUUGAUCCGUCGCGUCAACUGUUGACUACGUGCCUUCAGCCGGACUCGGGAUAUCUAAUUAACAAACUGAGCUUCAACCACUCAGUAUUUCAGCCGGAAAACCACCACUUAAUACACGAAGGGUGCCUCUAUGUAAACUUGAACUUUGUCAGUGACAUGGGGAGAGGUAUCGCUGUCGCAUGGCGAGACCCGCGUACAAAGGCAGUCCAAUGGAGUGUAUCAAAUCAAAUGGAUCCACGACUUCUACAUUCAAUGCAAAUCCCCAAAUUUCAGGCAGCUGACUACGACGCACUCAUGCGCCACGAGGCACGUUAUCGCGCUAAGCUAUACGUAGCCAAGAAACAUGACAAUCGCUAUGUGAUCGAGUUCCAAAAGUAUCACAGAGUAUCACUCUUUCGCGAUGCAGCGACGUAUCUGACACAUCAGUACUUGAGACCUGACUUGUCGCCGUGUGAGCUGAUUCUGCCACAUAUUCCUGUUCGCGAAUAUUACGAUUUGGAUAUGCGUGGCGAUGCGACAGACUACGACGCCAGUUUGUUAUUCAAUUUUGGAUGCGCGAGAUCCAGAUACUGCACGUCCGUGUAUGGGGACGAAAGUGACAAUUAUCAAGACGUGACAACGCUGACUGCGUCUAGUGACGUCGAUGGAGUGAGCGACACUGUAGACUGGGCGGUGUAUGGGCGCAACCAGAUGUUGCGGGCACCAUACGCAGUAAAACUAACGACGCGCGACGUGGAAGGCAAGCGUACGUACAGCAACAUUGACGGGUCCACGCUCAAGUUAUUGCGUGGCGCAGAGUGCCUUGAGUCAAUGUCCACCACGGCGGCCAUGCAUGCAAGUGUAAUUUGUUGCCCAGGUACAGCCAUCGAUCCUGUUCAUGCGACAAAGCCAGUCCUGGAUGUACCCAAACCUAGUGAGCCGCGUGUGGUAGUACAGACCUGUCCUAAAGAAACAGGGCUGGGGAUGUCGGACAAGUUGUCAACAGACGAAAUUGCUGUCCAUGAAGCAUCGAUCAGAACGCGCUUCUGUUUUGGUCGAUGCCGGGUCAGGGAUAUCCAUAACAAGGCCUGCCUCCCAGUAGAGACGACGCGGGACUAUUUCAGGUUUGCUGGACUUGUGAAAUCCAUUUUUGGCUAUAAGCACGGUUGUACCAUUUUCACAACUUAUGUAGCGCGUUCCGAUUACUACAAUGAGAACGCAGACAAGGUUGAGACGUCGUGGCGUUCACUAUACAGUGAUAUGCGAUUCCAAACUAACGAAGGCACCCUUGUGCACAACAUAAUGAUGCGAAAAUUGAAGGUCGCUGAACUCAAGAAGAAAGGUAUUUUCAAGUAUUAG